Molecule: messenger RNA, 1345 nt
Organism: Trichogramma pretiosum
Lineage: Eukaryota; Metazoa; Arthropoda; Insecta; Hymenoptera; Trichogrammatidae
Exons: 3
Coding region: 431-1123 (230 amino acids)
Source: RefSeq, a predicted model, not a curated record
CUGUACUGAGGCCAUCUCUCCUGUAUCUGCUGUUGCUGGUGUGAUGCAUCGUGGCGGUGAUGCGGGCCGGCGCGUCCCGCGAGCCGCACGCGGAGAGGAGAGCAAAGAGAGACGACGAGCGAGUACACCUGCGAGCAGCAGCACGAGCCGCGGAUGAUAUAUAAGUAUUGUUGCGAGCCACGCACGGACAGUUCGAGUACACACACUUACACGGGCUUAUCUCUCUGGCUCUCUCGAGUGCGCCGAUUGUGUCAUUGCGAAAAGGAGUUGAGAUUUUUUGGGAUCGAAGAGACGCAAAGUGUUAUAAUCGUAUUGUGUGAUAGCAGUGAUUAACUUUGUGAAGAUUCGAGCUUAAUUCGAAACUGGAGCUUUCGAUCUGUAUUGGCUCUCUCGAGUAUCGAUUUUAUUUUCGUCCAAGUGCGGAUUACCAAUGAGGAAAUCAAUCAUAAUCUGCCUCGCCUUCGCCGUACUGUCGCUUGCCCUCGACCGAUCGACAGCCAGCAGCAGCAGCAGCAGCAGCAGCAGCGAAUCGAUCGGCAAUAACGACGACGCAAUCGGCAGCUCUUCCGGCAGUCCGGACAGCCGACUGGAGCGCGUCCACGUGAAACAGGAGACCGGAUUCGACGGCAAGGUGCACUCGAUACGCUUCAGUCUCGAUCCCGUCGAGGCGGACACGCGCCUGAACGAGAGACAGCCGAGGCUGCAGUCGACGGCCACGAUGGAUGCUACUACUUUCGGCCGACAAUCGAAGAGACCGGCCAGGUUGACGGACAUCUCGGAAAAACGGAUUAACGCCUUCGAUGACGCAUCGUUAUCCAGGGCAUCGGAGCCGAAAUCCAAGCGUUCCCUCGACCAACGAGCCCCAACUGUCAACAACAACAACAACAACAACAACAAUGAUUUUCACGACCUCGACGUGGCCGAGUCCAAAGUCUUUCGGCCGCUGUUCGUCUACCGUCAGCAGGUGGCGAGGCGCUUGAAAGCUCGCAACGACAGGCGCGACCGAGCCUCCAAGCGAUCGUCGAAGAAUGAUCAACCGCAGACGCCGCAGAGCCAGAGAAGAGCCAGGCCGAGCAUUUACAAUUAUUACUAUCCGAAUUCGUACUUUCCGUAUACUUACUAGGAUUGAUUUAAUUGAUUGAUUGAUCAUUGCACCUUUAGGAUUUGUUUAGUCAUUAAGUCGACUUUUUUUUUUACUAUACGUGUGUAUUAUAAAUGUAUUCUAGUAAAAUAUUUGAAUUUGUGGUUAAAAUAUGUGUACUUGUAAUUUAAGCUUACGAAUUAUAAUAUUAUUUUUUAACUUUAUUUAAUAAAAAAAAAUAAUAAUAACAUAGUAUUAAAGUUA